Messenger RNA from Plasmodium inui San Antonio 1, 10836 nucleotides. RefSeq names its product DNA (cytosine-5-)-methyltransferase. Lineage: Eukaryota; Apicomplexa; Aconoidasida; Haemosporida; Plasmodiidae. The transcript has 2 exons. The record is from RefSeq and is a predicted model, not a curated record. The coding region runs from base 1 to 10836 and encodes 3611 amino acids.
AUGGAUAGGGUAAGAACUAAUGGAAGGAGAAACAACGAUGUGAUGAACGCACUGAGGGAUGGGAACAUAAAAAAUGAAAAUCUAGACGAACAUCAAUUCUGGACCAACAUCGACAAUCAGUACUUCUCCAAUUUCGACAAGAGGUUAAUUUCUGCCUUUGAGGACCACAUAAAAUGCACAGAUUACAUAUGUAACAAAAUAAAAAACAAAAAAAUUAAUAAAAAAAUUUUCCAAAAUAUUAACUGUUACACGAGUUCAGUCAAAAUAAAAUUAAAUCGAAGUGAAAGAAAUAAUGAUACGCCCAACAUUACCGAUUACAUUUCUCAAAAUAAAAAUUCUAUUUUUAAAAACGAACAAGAUGAAAAAGGUAACGAAAAUAAUCAAGCAGUUAUCCCCUUUGUGGAUAUUGUAAAUGAUAUAAAAAAGGAGGAAAACAUUUUGGGCUUUAAUCCAAAGAAUUAUCCAUACGACAUUGAUAAAAAAAUUACCAAUCAUGAAAAUGUCAUACCAUGUGAACCAAGAAAAAGCAUUAUCGAAUUUAUGCCUCUGGCGAGAAAUGAAUUCUUAUUGAAUACUUUGCAUCAUCAAAACCUGAGGAAUGCGCAUCCUGGUGCUUUCCCCUUCAUUAUGGGCAGAAAUUUCAGCCAUAUUCAGUCGACUAAUCUGAGGGAAAACAAUUUCUUCAUGAGAGCUCUCCCCAUGCCGGGUCAUCCGACGCUCGCAAAUGGCAACAUGUUUGACAUUCAACAGAAUUUCAGAAAUGGUCAUCAGUAUAAUGUAGACCAUCUGGGCUACGUCGUUUCCUCCCCCUUAGGUGCGACUCACCAUGUGAGCGUAAGGAAUGCGAACACCCCCUUUGUGAAUAUAGUCAAUAGCAGUGUUAGUCAUGGCGUGAACAGCAAUGGCAGUGGCCACAUGUCCAAUUACGCCCAGUUUAAAAAUACCUCCAGGGAAUCAGGUGUGAUGUCAGAAUUUAAGAUGGGGAAGGGGCCGGGGGAAGUAAAUGCUGGCUCGACUGCAAGCAGCACAUCUCCAGUUACAAAUUUCGUGUCGACAAUUAACGAUCGGAAAGUUUGCAAACUAGCAGACGACGCGAAUAACGGUGCAGAAAAUAAUGCGCACCAUAAUAACACAAACGCGUGUGUCAAUCCAGGAAUUGGCAGCGCAAAUGCGAUUCUUCUCCCGAACGGCAAAAAUGACUCGAACAAUUUAAUGAGUAACACAUUCAGCCGAUCAGACAAGCCAAGCUUUCCUAACAGCAAUGUCCUCCACUCAUUUAACGCAGAAAAUACCAACACGGGAAGUAACAGCGAACUAGCUAACCACAACCACGCGAAGGGCUGUAAUUUAUCUAACCCUAGCAUGGGGAAGCAUUUGGGCGACAAUUUGACCCGUGCCAAUUUUGACCCGACCAAAACACGGGGCGACAGUGGCGGGAGGAACCAUCUCGACAAUCCAAACGGCCAGAAGCGCCUCGAAAAUUUCAACAGCAUGAAUAAGUUUCAAAACUUUGAUACCUUCCCCAACAACUAUCCAUUCUUUAAUAACUGCUUUGGUAACAACGACAAGUUUCACAAAAUGAACGGUGUGGCUGAGGGCGUUGGAACGAGCAUGAGCGUGAACACGCCCAUUCAAAACAACAACUUUUUGCUGAUGAAUAGCCAAUUCGAUAACAAGAUGAGUGAAGAAAUGAACAUGUUCCCUUGUUCACUUUCUGAUAUAACUCGUGGCAUGGUUAAUCCUUCGAACAAGGGAGCAGGGCUCAAUGGCCCAGGAGACGACAGCUACAGUGGGGGUAACAAUGGGGGAAAAUAUUCCACUAAUGUGAGCAACAGUAAUCGAAAUGGCACCGACAGAUUGGGGGCCAGAAAUGUUCCCAAUUUUGGAAACACGCAAAAUAAUAACAGCAUAGUCAAUUUGGAGCAUCUCCACAUGAACAGUCAUAUGAACCAUGGAAUUGAUGAACACCCCCUGAUGUUCUUUGACAAACACGGAAACAAUAAAUUCCCGACGCAGAAUUAUCCCCCGUCGAAUAGCCAACUCAAUUUAAACAGUCAAAUGGGUUCUUACAAGAAUGACGUCCUGUAUGGUAAACAGUUUAUGGUCCCCUCCCACCCAAUGUAUGCUAAAGGGUUUUACCAUCAAGCCGAUUUGAUGAAUUACGAAAAUGUGAUGAUGCUACAUACGGGUGAAGGUCACAUCAGCUAUCCAUACGACCAAUCACUUAAAUAUAAAGAUGCAAAAUUUUCGUCCAAAAAGGACAGUGAAACGAAGUUGAAAAAAUAUAUCGAAAACGAUGAAUAUUCCAAGUCGCAUAUGGAAAAGGGGACGUCUACCUCCAGACCCAGUAGAACGAGCAAGCAGGACACCAAUUUCUUUAACCCCUUUCUGAAUAAGAAAUACGAUGGAGUUGGUAGGCUGCCCUACAUUCAGAACAAACCAGUGCCCAACGGACUCCACAUCGCGAUUUAUAUUCCGAAGAAUUACGAAUUUAGCGAAAAAAUCGACGCGGACGGUGAGAAUCACGGAGUUGCAGAAAAGAACAACGGUGGGGACAAGGCCUUUGUGAAGCGAAAUAGCGGUGUGCAUGGAAUCGCCGGUAACGAAGAACAGCCUGCUAAGGAGCAAGAGGACCUCUACGAGAAGGAAGCGCUAGCUAAAUUGCUUACCGAAAUUACUUUUGGCGAUAGAAGAAACAUACUGAACCCAAAAAUGUCGGUGCAGGAUAAAGAAAGAUGUUACAACAGCAUUUUGGACGAAUUGAAGAAUUAUGCCUCCUUGCCAAUUAUCAUGGGCAAUAUUUUGCCUUACUGGGAACGGCAAAAAAGUAAAAAUUUACUUUAUAAGGUAAAAAAUUUCAAGCUCACCAAUGCGAAGUCCAAGUACAUUCACAUUAAGAAUGUCAAUAAGAAGAUAGCAUGCAGGAGAAUUAGGAAGAGGAAAAAAUGCAUAUCAAUGACACUAAAGGAACAGGCAAAUGAUCUGGACAAAAUCGAAGUGGAAGUUGUGAACAAAAGUUUGGACCACUUAGAGAAGGAAAAAUGCAAGUUUGAUAACAACACCAACAGCUUAGCACUCACCGAUGCCGAGUUACAAAAGGUGCACAACGAAAAUAAGGAUGAGGAAUUUGCAAAUAAUGUGGAUAGCAGCGAACCAAAGGAGGAGUCCAGUAAAUCGGAGCAGGCGCAGAUAGAACACUCGGGCAGCGAUGUCAGGGAGGAGGACGACGAAGAAGAGAAGCAGCUUCCCGUCAGUGAGCAGGCUGUGGAACAGAACACAGAUUCCGCUACCCAAUGGGAGCCUCAUUCACUACCAGAACUGGGAAACGUAGGAGAUGUAACGGGUGAGAUAAAGCAGUCAUAUAUACAAAGUGAAGAAAUAGAAGUGGGGAAAACAAUCCUUCUAAAUGAGACUAAUAAGGAUAAGCAUGGCCAUGCGGUUAAUAGCCAAAUGGAAGAGUCGUUAAAGAUUUUCCCCCUUAGCAAUAUGAGCGAGAGCAAGGAAUCGCAGGAGCUGUUUCCCAAUGAGGAAGGAGCCUCCUGUCCAUUGAGCAAUGAAGUAGACCAUGGAGCGACUAACCACGAAGACCUUCCAUGGAGUAACACAAUCGGGGGUCAGAAUAUGAACUCUAAAGGAGCCCAAAAUAAAAAACACCAAUGUGUUUACCGUGAAGGUCAGAGGAAAUUCCCCCAUAGGAAAAAGUUACUACUGAAGAAGCGAAACAAGUACUACAAUUUUCAGUUUCUGAGGAAGUUCAAAUUCUCCAUUCCGAAUAAUGCCACGGUGCCGUUUAAUAGUUCCAUGUUUUCGCUGCAAAGAAAUCAAUACAAGUCCAACAUUUACUACGAGUUCAUAUUAACAAAUAUAAAUCUGGACAAAUAUCGAAAGAACCUUCUGAAUGUAAACUACAACAACAGCAAUUCUGUCACGAAGAAGGUACGUGCUUAUUGUAUAAAUUUUAACAAAUUAAAAAAUCGGAAGAAGAAACUAGUCAGGAGGAGUACCUCAGGGCUAGGCGAAAUGAAGCCGAGCAUUUCUUCCUCGGCCUCUGAUUUGAAACGAAAUUAUAAGAACGACCAGGAUAGAGCUGUAGGGUACAUCUCGAGUGAUAACAACGCUCCACUUGGUCAGCUGCAUAAUGGGGAUGCUUCAGAAUUCGCACUGGAAGCAGGCAACAACGACGCAGGAAUUCUCUUGCCGGGGGCUAGCAGCGCAAGCGCAGUCGUUAACUACACCGAUGAGAAGAACGUAAGAAACGCGAAUGACUUAAUCGACGCGAAAAGUGCGAAUGAUGCAAAAAACAUGAAAAACAUUAAUAAGGAAAUAUGCGUGCUCUUUUCCCGAUAUGUGCACAACAUAAAGGAGCAGAGGAAAAUUCUGACAAAACUCCUACAUAGUAUAAAGAACGAAAAGAAGAAGCCCUACAAGUACUGGUACUCCAUCGAGGACAAAAUGAUCAACUUCUAUAUCAAUGAGUAUUUAAAAAAUAAACUAAACACGAAACAUACGUACACGCUGUCCAAGCAGAUUGUCGAUUUGCUAAAGUUAAGAUUAUUAAUUAGUCACAGCUCACAGCUACCAAAUAACUGGACUGAAAAGGCCCUAUGCAACAUUUGCAGUUUGGGAGAGGAUUGGGAAGAUAACCCCAUAGUUUUCUGCGACUGUUGUUACACGCCCAUGCACUCAUUUUGCACUGGCUCCAGGAAUAUUAAAAGUUAUAACAUUGUUAGGAGAAGCUCACAGAAUUCGGAGAAGAACGAAUCGGAAGGGCCAACGGGUAAGCAGUACCAACCCGUUUGGGCUGCCAACAGUGCGAGUAAGAAAAACGAACCCAAAAAGGUUAAGCUGAACAUAAUGAAGUCGCUUCUCUCGGAUUGUUACAUCAAUUUUAAUUCACCCAUUAGUAUCUUUACUACCACUAGAUGUGGCGAAGUAGGGGCAGAGACUGAAAAUGGUCAUGGUGAAGAGGAAGGUGAGAAUGACAAAAAUGAGGUUAGCCACGAUGUCGAAAUGAAAACCCCUUCGUACAGCGACCAACAGGGGAACGGACUCAAAGUGGAGGUUGCAAGCCAGCCAUCUCGCGAAGCAAUGAACGGGGGCGAGGACCCCUACGGAGAAGCGAAUAAGAAUUCGAACUCAACAUUCGCAGGGGAAGGUAGCACCAAUGUGAAAAUCGAAAAAAUGGAUUCGCUGAAAAAUGAAGAGCAGGACGAGGAACCCAUUUUGAAGGAUCUUCUAGAGAGUAGUAACACCAAAAAUGAGUUGCAAAAUGAGCAGAGCAACAUUUUGGAAACGGGAGGGAUAAUCAACACCCUCCAAGCCUACAUUACGAACGACACAAAUCCUCCAGCCACAAGUGGAAGUGGCCAAAAUAAUGCCAACCAUGGGAGUGCAAAAAAUCCGGAGGACGAACAGUGGAUCUGUCCAUUAUGCUCCUACCUAAGGAAUCAAAUUUUGUUCAUCGAAGAUUCCACCGCUUUUAAAAUUAUCAGAAAUUUAAGUGGUCCGAGGAAAAGGAAAGAAAUUGAAUACUUUUCCAGAUGUUCUGAUGAAUUUGGUAACUCCUCCUUAGAUAUAAAAAACGAAUUGAAGGAAUACACCCCCCCGGAGGAAAUCACCAUAGAUUGGAACCACCCCAUCAGUGCUAUUUAUAAGCAUAAAUCAAUUUUUCUGCUCUUCGAUAUCGAUAGGGAUCUUUCCCAUUACAAGGAGAAAUACAACGUAGAAAUUAAGGACUCUCAUGACUUUUUCGAGAACGUCGUUUUGAAGAACACCCAUUUGUAUAAGUACAAAAUAUUUUUCAAUUGCAUUAUUGUGAAUAAGACCGUUAUCCAGGGAGAGGGGAGAGGAGAAGGUAACCCUAGUAGUAGUGGCAGCACUGGUCACGUGAUUGGCUAUGACCAGGUGAUGCACACCUCCCAGGUGAACGCACUAAACCCUGAACAUCUUAAAAUGUUCCGACAGGAACCGUUCUUUAUAAACGAAAACUUAGACGAUAAUGACCCAGAUGAUUCAAAGGAAAAUGAAAAAGAAAAGGACCAAAAGGGAGAUAGGAGGAGGAAGGAUAGAAAUUCUCACCACAGUAGAAUAUCGAAGCGAGAAUUAAAGGCGAAAAAUAGAGUACGAGACAGAAAGGGGAAUACCAACAAGAGGAGUGGCACCACGAAUGAUGUUAAUACAAAUGGGGUUGUUAGAAAGAGGGGGAGACCCCUGGGCAGCACAAAACUGAACAAAAUGAAGUUACUUAGUAUGAAUAAUAAGAGCAACAGUAAACAUGAGGACAACAAUUUGGAAGCCACGUGUAACAGUUUGAGCCUUAAUAAUGGGCUCCUGAGCAGCCCCAGCCGUAACCUGAAUGUGUACCCUUUCGAUUAUAGUACCCAUGUUAAGAGCGAAAAAGACUGUGACGCAAAUCAGUAUGUUUAUCAGAAUAGCAGCCAAGCAAUGAACAAGUCGGAGUUCCGUUACCCAGAGGAUACCAACGACGUUGAUAAAAAAAUGGGUCUUAAAGAGAAAACACUUAUUGCACAAAAGUAUUUUAGUGAAAACAAUGCCGAUUUGUCCCACUUUAUCAACCGGAAUUUCCCGUUUUAUGAGAACGACUCGUAUGACAAUAACCUCUUGUUGAAGUAUAACUACAACAAGAACUUCUCCUUCAUUUUUAAAAUUCCCACCUGCUGCAUCUGCGAAUUUGAUUCCUUCUACUUGGGGGGUGGUCCCAUCAAGAGGACCAAUAAGAAGAACCAAUGGUGUCACAUUCGUUGCGCACUAAUAAGCAAUUGCGUAAUUAAUGACAGAAUUGAACUUAGCAGUAGGGAAAGGACCAGGUAUAAAUGCUCUCUGUGCCUGAGAACCAACAACACGGGAAUAAUUAAGUGUAACAUUGCCGACUGCUAUAAGUACUACCACAUAUCUUGUGCCACUUCCUCCAAUAAGUAUCUCAUCGAAUUGAACGAAGCCAACAAGCUAGUUCUGUUUUGCUCCAACCAUUCGCAAAGAAAAGCGCCGACAGAAAUUUUAAGGAAAUAUCAAAUCCUUCGAGAAAAAGAAUUUAAUAAAAAUAAAUUGGAAGACAAAGUAAAUAUGUCCAAAGUGUUUGACGCAUACAUUUUGCAGUCCUACCUCAAAAUUAGUGACAUGAAAUUAUUCAACUUGUUAUCCUUAUCAUCUCUCUCCAUUUUCGACAAAUUUGUUUACUUUAACUAUGAGAACUAUAGCCAGAAUUUGCAAACGAAUAUGGGCAUUGUCGACGAUUUUAAUGAUUUGUACCAGGCGUUUGAUCAGCACUUGUCCAAGGAGCGCAACGAUGUGGUGAGUUGCGUGUCGGACUCAGGCAGGGUGAAAAAGAAAACCAUCGUCCCCGAGGUGGAGGCGACCACGGUGGAUAAUGAACGGACCAGUACGUCGCUUGCAACCGCUGCCUCCUCAACCACUACCUCGCCCGAUGCGGAUGAGGAGCAGGGAAAGAUGUUCCUGGAGCUGGAGGAGAAGAACCGAACGAAGAACACGGCCAUCGACCUAUUCGACCUGGAAAUGAUAAACAAAAUUAGCGCCAUCAAGUGCAACAACAUCAUAAGCAUAAGCAGCUUCAAAAAUAUCUACAAUGAAAACAUGCUAGAUGAGGAUUCCCUCCUUAAAUUGCUGACUCAUGAUUUGUUGUACAUGCAAAAGGAUUUACAAGAAUUGAACGGCGUCAUACUGAGCGAUAAGUAUAAAAAAUUAAAGAACUUUGAAAAUAUUUUAUUACUGUAUCCUCAUUUUAAUGAUUUCCAAUUGAGGAGACUGUCGGAGCUUAUCCUGGAGAAGUAUCACAUCAAUAUGGCGAAUUAUCAGGAUGACGAUUCCUUUUUUUCCUUUUUCCUUCAAUUUCUGUCGUUGCUGAAUAAUAAGAAUCUAAUGUUGUGCAGUGUGUGCUUAUCCAAGUCGAGUUAUUCACAGAGGGGGAGGGAUGAUCGGAAGCUCGGAACCAGGUUCGACACAUACGCGCUGGAAGGAGGAAAUAGUAACAUCACUGAGAAUGGCGACCCGGUUAGCGGCACUGGUCGAGGCACAAUGGGAGGAAACAGCCUCCACGACAAUAGCAACUACACCACCUAUGGGUCCAACCUGAGGGAACAUCUGGAGAAUAAAAAGGAGCGGAGAUUGGGCUCCCUGAGCGUACUGAAGAAAUGUUCCCUGUGCAAUGUGUUCAUUUGCUACUUCUGCUGCAACAGAAUGAACAUCGACAUUAUUAAGAAUUACCUCGACGAGGGGGUGAAAUGUAAGCUGCCCAGCCACCCAGUUGUGAAAGCAAGGGAACGUGUUAGAAACCCGACGCGCUCCAGCAAAGUCGGAAGACCAAGCAAGAACAGGCACAAACCGCACACGGAUGGCACGACAAAUUAUAACGACAACGUGGAGGCAACGGAUGCGAAUAGUGAAAAUAAACUGGAAGAAUCGGUUAUUGUCAUUGACACGGAUAAAUUGGCCAUUGAUCCAUCGGAGGGACCCCAAUAUGGGGAGAAACGAAAUGGAAGUAGAAAUGGUUCCAUCGAUAUAGGUGUUGACGUGGAUCCUGUUGGUGCCGACGUGGUUGCCGUAGAUGCUGUUGGCACGGAUUCUAUUAAUGCCCACGCGCCCGGAGCUGAUGCUGUUGGUGCUGACGCGGUUGCUGUUCCCGUGGAAGGCGAUGCCCCGAGUGUCAUCGAGGAGGAGGUUACACACAAUGGGGACGAACCCCAGGAGAAGAGAAAAACAAAUGAUACGAAGAUUGCGGACCAAUGCUUAUCGUCAAAUAUUGAACAGACAAAAGAACACACCCAUGAUGUAGCCAAAAGGAACCACAGCGAUGACGAGUUUGUAUGCCCGAGAUGCCAAUAUUUUCAAGUAAAAAGAAGAAUAGCCUUCUGCACGUACUGCCCCAGAUUAGAUGGAUUCUUAAACUGCUUUGAAGAUAAGGCCAAAAAGGAACUACUAUUUGUUCACCCCAAAUGCUUAGAAUAUGUAAAUACAGCCUAUUCCAAAAAGAACAACAUGAACGAAACGAAAUCGGGCGCAAUUAAAAAGGUUUGCAGUUACUGCAGAAUUAAGCAUGGAAUAGUUAUCACGUGCAGCAACACAGACUGCGAUGUGUCAUUUCAUAUUUCUUGUGGAAUUCUGUUAGGGUGCAAAAUGGACAACUUCUUUGGUCGCGUUGAUAUUUACAAUCCUAAGAAGUCCUAUUGUUUUAAGCACACCUUCCAGUCAUGUAAAAAAAACACACUAGCAAAUUUUAUCAACACAAAUAAGCUCUUCUUCUUUGAGAAUUUUCUCGACUAUCCCUUCAAUCAUUUGUACAAUUUCAUAAUGGGCACCUACAUUUUUAAGCAACUAAAUAAAAACUGCGUUAACCAUUUGAUGAAGCCAAUCAAGAUAGAGGAGAAUCCGUGCAUCAGUAGCAUUUUCGAGAGGACGCAACUGAACGUUUUGAGGAAAGCUACCCAUCUCUUGUCGAAUGAUAUUAAAAGAAGCCACAAGAAGAAAACGGUUCUUGAUCACCACCUCGAUGAGGAGAAAAUUGCGGCGGGUAUCUUCCAGAAUGAGGACAACACAAGUGGUAAUCAGGGCAACAGCGAAACCUUUUUUCACAAAGAUUUGAAGUUCCUAAUUGAACACCACUCUAGAACCCCAUCGCAUGCAAAGAAGAACAUCGAGGCAGAGGAUCCACUACAUGGAGAAAACCACAUUUCUGACCUCCUCAUGGGAAGAAAAGGAGCAACAGAUAGUAGCAACUUACCACAAGAUAAACGUAACGCAUUGCAGAUAAAAUCAGAUGUUGGAAAAAAUCUUUUUGCUAGCUCAAGUAACAAUGGAGGAUUGAAAAACGACCCCUCAUUUGUUGACGACAAUGUAACAGAAAGCGCAGUCUCAGUGCUGUCCGAAAAUGAAACAGAAGAACUUCGGUCAUUUCAAAAUGUUUCCUUUUUUAACUCCAGGGCAUGUUCCCACAUUAGCAACAUAGUGAACAAUAGCUUUAUUAAUCAAGUGAAAAAAUUCCCACCCAACCAGAACAUGAUGAUGCCCUAUUACAAUGGUGCCAACAUAAUCCCCAAUAACACCUAUCCCUUUUUCGAUGCCAAAUGUGAGGACAUGGAAAAUGCGCAGCAGUUGGCGAAUCUUGCAUGUGCAACAAGCAAUCCAGAAAGGGUUCCGCGAAAACGUGAUAAGUAUAGGAAAUUAGAACGAAAGAGAAAGAAAUAUCUGCUGAAGCCGAAUGAGGAAGUGCCAGACAACCAUCUUCUGAAUGAUGCCAGUUCGUUGAGUGUCAACCUCGACAUAAAUAGCAAAGCGGAUGGAAGAAAAAGAAGGAAGUAUCGGAAAAAUAAAAACGGAAACAAUGAGGAGAAUUCUGAAAAACCCAAUAUUAGCAGCAACAUGUUAAGUGCGCCCAGUGAGCUAAUAAACCUAACACAGAUAAGCAGCAACCGUACGCAGAACCCAAGUGCUGCUUCCCAGUUUGAUGUCAGUAUGAACAGCACGACAUACCAUCUGAACGAGCUUAUCGUCAGUAAGGACAAACAUUCCGUGGAAAAGGCAAAAGGUACCAAAAACGAACUCGUGAAAAUGAACCAAAAUGAAAUAAAGGAAGAAAAACCACAGAUACAAGAGGACGAAAUGAUACGGGAGGAACGAAUUUACUGCCCAGUAUGCAAAUGCUUCUAUGAAGAACUGAGUGACGGUUCCCCAGCGGAUGGACUAAAUUGGAUUGGAUGUGACAAAUGUGAAAGAUGGUUUCACUGGAUCUGCUGCAACUAUUCCAUUGAGAAUCCCCCCGAUAUGGAAAAUGACUGGUACUGCAGCACCUGCUUGAACAGCUGA